AACAUUUCGGAUCCUACCUAUCCUUGCCCUGCGCUUCUCAUUGAGCUCUUUCUUUCUCUUGAUCGAUGGCUAGGUUCGGCGAGGGCGACAAGCGCUGGAUCGUCGAGGAUAGGGCCGACGGCGCCAACGUUCACAAUUGGCACUGGGCGGAAACCAACUGUCUCGAGUGGUCCAGAAACCUCUUCUCCAAGCUUCUCUCCGAUCUCACCGUUCUUGAUGGCGAGGGCAACUUGUUCAUCAAGACCAAGAACGUUGACAAGGUCGAUGGCGAAGCCUAUGUCAAUGUUCGAAAGGGUAAAAUCAUUCCCGGUUACGAGCUCAGUCUCUCUUUGUCCUGGGAAGGAGAAGCCAAGGAGUCCGACGGCAAAUCUUUGCUCAAGGUCGAUGGGACCGUUCAAAUUCCCUAUAUCUCCGACGAGAAUGCCGAUGAGGACCCUGAGCUUAAGUUCACAGUCAAUGACGAAGGGCCCAUUGGCAAGAGGCUCAAGGAGGCCAUGAUUUCACGGGGUAAACCUUUAAUCUUGGACAAAAUCAGGAUUUGGGUCGAGAGUAUGGCGAAAGGUGGACCUGUCAAAGACGACUUGGAACCCAAAAAAGUGACCCAGCAGAAUCCAGCUGCCUCAACGUCCGCUGCUGCGCCCAAGAAAGAGGCUGCGGUGGAGAAAAAGGUCAAGAGUGAUAGCAAGAAAGGUCGUAAAACAAUCACCUUGACAGAGAAGUUUAGUUGUAGAGCGAGGGAUUUAUAUGAGAUAUUGAUGGAUGAGAAUAGGUGGAAAGGUUUUACGCAGAGCGAUGCGAAGAUAAGCAAGGAUGUUGGUGGAGAAUUUUUCAUUUUUAACGGGUCGGUGACGGGAACAAAUGUGGAAUUACAGGAAGCUAAACUAAUUGUGCAGAAAUGGAGGUUUGGGAACUGGCCUGAUGGGAUUCAUUCUACCGUUAGACUUGUGUUUGAGGAACCUGAACCUGGGGUUACGAUCAUCAAGCUGACACAUUCUGAUGUGCCCGAGGAAGACAGCUAUGGGAAUGCCACAGUGGUGGAGAACACAGAGAGGGGAUGGCGGGAUCUCAUUUUCCAAAGGAUACGGGCAGUUUUUGGCUUUGGACUUAAAAUUUUCAUAUGAUCUUUCUAGUAUGUGAGGCCUUUUGUUUCUCUUGUCAAAUUUUUAACUGAUCAGCAAGGAAAUGUUAGGAUUAACAUUGGAUGUUGUGCACUCCAUUACACUUGGUUUAUGUUUGGCUCAAAUGAUACGGAUUCUUCGACUGAAACGGAUCUCGUGCGUCUCGUUUUAUUGUAUGGAUCUAUAUGAGGUUUAAAUGAGAUCUGUAAUCAUAUUCCCACUACGAACAUUGCAUGUAUUUUGCAGCAGCUUUUAUUGUCAUGGGAGGAAUCAGCUCUUUCUUUUCAA
This is a messenger RNA of Neltuma alba, 1406 nucleotides long. RefSeq names its product activator of 90 kDa heat shock protein ATPase homolog. Gene Ontology annotation, biological process: positive regulation of ATP-dependent activity; protein folding. Gene Ontology annotation, cellular component: cytosol. The record is from RefSeq and is a predicted model, not a curated record. Lineage: Eukaryota; Viridiplantae; Streptophyta; Magnoliopsida; Fabales; Fabaceae. The coding region runs from base 66 to 1121 and encodes 351 amino acids. The transcript has 3 exons. Gene Ontology annotation, molecular function: protein-folding chaperone binding; ATPase activator activity.